CAGGAAGUGGCUGCUGUUGCUACGCUUUGAACUUGACUCCGUUAGGACCCUGUACUGUGAAGACUUUCGCUUUCAUUUCUUCACUGGAAACUGAAUAGAUGUUGUUAUAGCUGCCGUAUCACAGACAUGGCAGGCUUGGAGGUGUUGUAUACAUGUGUCGGUGGCAGCAUUACCUGUCCACAGGACGCCGUGGUGUGUUUCGUUCACUGGGAAAUGAUAAAAAAUGGAUACAGGUGCAUCGGGUCUGGAGACGAGGCCCGCAGCAGUGAUAAGAAGUCCGAGCUGCUGCCUGCUGACUGGAGCAGCAACAAGGAGUUGUACAGUCUGCGAUAUAAAGCCAAAGACAGGGAUGCCCAGCUGCUAUUCAAAGCCAUUGCUGUCGACUCCACCUUGAUCUUUAACCUGAUGGUAAGAACAGCUGACGAACCUUGUAGAUGCAUUGUGAAAGCCAAGCAGGUUGACGCUGUUGGUUUGCUUCAUGAUGUUGACUCUAACAAGUUCCGUCCCGAGACUUUAGCAGAGCCACCGUCGGCGCUCCCGGAGCUCAGCACCGCCCAAGACGACUGGGAUUGGGCCGACCCCAUGGUGCCUCCGUUCGCAGCUGGAGGAGCGGAUCUGGAUCCCUUCGGGACCCGUGGCGGUGGCGGGAUGAUCGUUGACCCGUUGAGGUCGGGGUAUCCUCGCUCUGGUUUGGACCCCUCCAGCGGGAUACCGGACAUUCUGCCUCCCGGAGCUGUUCCCCCGGGGGCUCGCUUCGACCCGUUUGGACCCCCCGGACGACGCAGGCCCGGGCCGGACCCAGACCACAUGCCCCCACCCGGCUAUGACGACAUGUUCAUGUAGUAGCUCCUUCCUUUCUACUUCCUGUUUGAAACCCCCAUCAUCCUGUCCUCCAGACAGUAGGAGCCAGAAGGAAGUCCUCAUCUUCACCGCCUCAAGGGUUUCAGCUGGUUUAGUGGCCUGAAAAUAAUAAUAAUAAAGAAAUGUCUCCCUUUUUUAUUUUCUCCUGUUUUUGAAAAAGAAAGAAGGGUUGUUUGCUUAUUUCAUAUGUAUAUAACUUAUGUAGAAGUUCCCACUCCUGGUGUUCAAUCAGCAAACCGCAUUCGUGCGUAUUUCCUCUGCUUCCUAAAUGAU
Etheostoma cragini (Arkansas darter) is the source of this 1134-nucleotide messenger RNA. RefSeq names its product proteasome inhibitor subunit 1 (gene psmf1). Bases 127 to 843 code for a protein of 238 amino acids. The transcript is spliced from 6 exons. Gene Ontology annotation, biological process: proteasome-mediated ubiquitin-dependent protein catabolic process. Gene Ontology annotation, molecular function: proteasome binding; endopeptidase inhibitor activity. The record is from RefSeq and is a predicted model, not a curated record. Lineage: Eukaryota; Metazoa; Chordata; Actinopteri; Perciformes; Percidae.